CGGCUGUGUCAGUGCGCCGCAAAUCCCAGCAGAGGGAGAGAGGGAGAGAGAGAGAGAGAGGCUGCCUGGCUGUGUGCGCUGCGACUCAACCCAUCACCACCGGCGGGGGAGGCUGCACCUUCUGCCGAGCACGGACCUGAACCAGCGGGGCUCGCCUCCGGAGCCCUCCAUAUGGGCUCACCAUGCGCAGGAUUCGGGCCAACGCCAUCGCGAUUCUGACCGUAGCGUGGAUCCUGGGCACGUUUUAUUACCUGUGGCAGGACAACAAGCCCCAGACGUCGCCUUCGUCGUCGGUGGCGCAGACCCGAGGCAGGAGCCAUGGGCAGAAGGGGGUCUCCGGCCGGCUGGAGAUCCACCGGGACGAUAGGACCAUCCCGCUGAUAGUGACCCAGCCCCCACGGCCAGAGACACAGAGCCAGCUGCUGGGCUCCUUUGAUGAGAAGGCAUACCUGGCUGGAAAGCAGCUAAAGCCAGGGGAUGAUCCGUACAGAGAGCAUGCCUUUAACCAGCAGGAGAGCGACCGGCUGGGCAGCGAGCGAGCAAUCAGGGACACCCGACACUACAGGUGUGCUUCUCUGAAUUAUGACACGGACCUUCCGGCCACAAGCAUCAUCAUCACUUUCCACAAUGAGGCUCGCUCCACUCUCCUUCGCACCAUUAAAAGUGUCCUGAUGAGAAGUCCUCCAUCCCUGAUCCAAGAAAUAGUCUUGAUCGAUGACUUCAGCUCUGACCCUGAGGACUGCCAGCUGCUCUCUCAGAUCCCAAAAGUGCGCUGCCUGAGGAACGGCAGGAGAGAGGGUCUGAUCCGGUCACGUGUGCGAGGAGCCAACACGGCCUCGGCCUCCAUCUUGACCUUCUUGGACAGCCACUGCGAGGUCAACACUGAUUGGCUGCAGCCGAUGAUCCAGAGAGUCAAGGAGGAUCAUACUCGAGUGGUCAGCCCCAUUAUCGAUGUCAUCAGCCUGGAUAACUUUGCCUACUUGGCUGCUUCUGCAGACUUGAGAGGAGGGUUCGACUGGAGUCUUCACUUCAAAUGGGAGCAGAUUCCCAUCGAGCAGAAAAUGGCGAGGAGUGACCCAACACAGCCAAUCAGGACUCCCGUCAUCGCUGGAGGGAUUUUUGUCAUGGACAAGAGCUGGUUCAACCACCUGGGCCAGUAUGACACCCACAUGGACAUCUGGGGAGGGGAAAACUUUGAGCUUUCUUUCCGGGUGUGGAUGUGUGGAGGAAGCCUGGAGAUUCUUCCUUGCAGCCGCGUUGGUCACGUGUUCAGAAAACGACACCCGUAUGACUUCCCAGAAGGCAAUGCUCUCACCUACAUAAAGAACACACGGCGGGCAGCAGAGGUGUGGAUGGAUGAGUACAAACAGUACUACUACUCUGCGAGGCCGUCAGCCCAGGGAAAGGCCUUUGGCAGCAUCACAGACCGCCAGACACUGCGGCGGAAGCUGGACUGCAAACCUUUCCGCUGGUACAUGGAGAACGUCUAUCCUGAGCUCAGGGUCCCCGAGCAGGAAGCCGUGUCCAGUGUGCUCAAACAAGGAGGUCUGUGUCUGGAGACCCGCGGGACGGACGGCCUUGGGCUGGCAGAGUGCAGGGGCAUCGGAGCGAACAGGCCACAGUCACAGAAAUGGGAAUUAAUAGAGCCACUGAUCCGACAGCAGGACCUCUGCCUGGCCAUCUCAGCCUUCACAGCGGGCUCAAAGGUCAGGAUGGAGUCCUGCAAUGCAAAGGAGCCCAGACAGAAGUGGAAGCCCAGAGGCUCGGCUCUGCAGCACAUGGUCAGCGGCCUCUGCCUGGACAGUCAGACCCCGACGGGCCCUCCAGUCAUUUCACAGUGUCGCCCCCUGGUGGCCGGCCAGUCCUGGGAGCCUCAAGUGAUCACCUGAGCCACGUUGGACUGAAGGGUGGGGUGGAGGGGGACGGAUUCUGGACCUGGCCUGCGGGAGGACUGGCCUGCUUUCUGACUGUGGCCUCGCUGAAGGAGGAGCGAGUGAGAACUGAACUUCUGUGAUGUCAACUUCAAGAUCCUCACUGAAAACAUUUGAUGGCCUUUUUGACACGGACAUGAGGGUCUUUUUGUGUACAGUGCUCCAUCCCUUGAGGAUGCUGCGGUUCUUCUACGUAAUCUAAGCUUUCCACUGAAAACCGUUGCACAUCUCACGUUUCAUUUCUGUAUCUUUCCUGGUCAACUUUAGUUUCUUUAUGCAGUAGUAAGGAUUACCUCGAGUGCAUACUGUUCUGUAGCAAAUGUGUGGAGGUGCAUCUGACCUACGCUGAGUCGACGCCACUGCUCGUCUGGUGCCCAAUUUAAGGUCGAGGCAUGUCAGAGGACCAUGUGGACCAGGGCAGCUUUAUGUAUAGCCAACCUUAAUCUGAGCUUUUUUUUAAUGCAGUCUUGAAAACACCAUGCAAAGCACUGUCAGGAAGAUUAUUUAUUGUUUUGCAUGGUCAGACCCAAAGAAUGUUUUUGUUUUCUGUCUCUCAACAAAGUUUUAUGUAAAUAUUUGAAGCAGAUAAUGGCCUGGAUUUUGUGCAAAGUAAUCUAUAUGUUGUUUGAAAAAAUAAAAUGUGGUACUAAAGAAAGUA
Cheilinus undulatus (humphead wrasse) is the source of this 2589-nucleotide messenger RNA. It is a transcript of the gene galnt16, whose product is annotated as UDP-N-acetyl-alpha-D-galactosamine:polypeptide N-acetylgalactosaminyltransferase 16. The coding region runs from base 183 to 1889 and encodes 568 amino acids. Gene Ontology annotation, cellular component: Golgi apparatus. The record is from RefSeq and is a predicted model, not a curated record. The transcript has 15 exons. Lineage: Eukaryota; Metazoa; Chordata; Actinopteri; Labriformes; Labridae.